CGCACUCGCUGAGGCCCCGACGCAGGGCCGGGCCGGGCCCAGGGCCGAGGAGCGCAGCGGCCGGAGCGGGGCCGCGGAGGCGACGCCGGGGACGCCCGCGCGACGUGCAGGUGGCGGCGGCUGCAGUCCUUAGAUUCCUAUUGACUUUUCUUGUCGUCCUGUGCUGGCAUCUCCAACGAGCAUGGGACUGAGGUGAUGAAGGCUUGUCCAGCCGGAAGCCCUGAGGACAGCUGUUCCCACUGGCUCUGCUGACCUUGUGCCUUGGACGGCUGUCCUCAGCGAGGGGCCGUGCACCCGCUCCUAAGCAGCGCCAUGGGCCUGUUGGCCUUCCUGAAGACCCAGUUCGUGCUGCACCUGCUGGUCGGCUUUGUCUUCGUGGUGAGUGGUCUGGUCAUCAACUUCGUCCAGCUGUGCACGCUGGCGCUCUGGCCGGUCAGCAAGCAGCUCUACCGCCGCCUCAACUGCCGCCUCGCCUACUCACUCUGGAGCCAACUGGUCAUGCUGCUGGAGUGGUGGUCCUGCACGGAGUGCACGCUGUUCACGGACGAGGCCACGGUGGAGCGCUUCGGGAAGGAGCAUGCGGUCAUCAUCCUCAACCACAACUUCGAGAUUGACUUCCUCUGUGGGUGGACCAUGUGUGAGCGCUUCGGAGUGCUGGGGAGCUCCAAAGUCCUCGCUAAGAAGGAGCUGCUCUACGUGCCCCUCAUCGGCUGGACGUGGUACUUUCUGGAGAUCGUGUUCUGCAAGCGGAAGUGGGAGGAGGACCGGGACACCGUGGUGGAAGGACUGAGGCGCCUGUCCGACUACCCCGAGUACAUGUGGUUUCUCCUGUACUGCGAGGGGACACGCUUCACGGAGACCAAGCACCGUGUCAGCAUGGAGGUGGCGGCUGCUAAGGGGCUUCCCGUCCUCAAGUACCACCUGCUGCCGCGGACCAAGGGCUUCACCACCGCGGUCAGGUGCCUCCGGGGGACAGUCGCAGCUGUCUAUGACGUAACCCUGAACUUCAGAGGAAACAAGAACCCGUCCCUGCUGGGGAUCCUCUAUGGGAAGAAGUACGAGGCGGACAUGUGCGUGAGGAGAUUUCCUCUGGAAGACAUCCCGCUGGAUGAAAAGGAAGCAGCUCAGUGGCUUCAUAAACUGUACCAGGAGAAGGACGCGCUCCAGGAGAUAUAUAAUCAGAAGGGCGUGUUUCCAGGGGAGCAGUUUAAGCCUGCCCGGAGGCCGUGGACCCUCCUGAACUUCCUGUCCUGGGCCACCAUUCUCCUGUCUCCCCUCUUCAGUUUUGUCUUGGGCGUCUUUGCCAGCGGAUCACCUCUCCUGAUCCUGACUUUCUUGGGGUUUGUGGGAGCAGCUUCCUUUGGAGUUCGCAGACUGAUAGGAGUAACUGAGAUAGAAAAAGGCUCCAGCUACGGAAACCAAGAGUUUAAGAAAAAGGAAUAACUAAUGGCUGUGACUGAACACAUGUGGCCUGACGGUGGUAUGCAGUUAACUCAAUUAAAACCAGAGUAACACACAGAGUGGAGGAAAAGACAAUUAGAAACUAUUUUUCUUAUUAACUGGUGACUAAUAUUAACAAAACUUGAGCCAAGAGUAAAGAAUUCAGAAGGCCUGCCAGGUGAAGUCUUCAGCCUGCCACAGCGCAGGGUCCCAGCAUCUCCACGCACGCCCGUGGGAGGUGGGUCCGGCCGGAGAGGCCUCCCGCAGACGCCGUCUCUGCAGAACUCCGCUUCCAAGAGGGAGCCUUUGGCUGCUUUCUCUCCUUAAACUUAGAUCAAAUUUUUUGUUUUUUAAUCAGUUAUUUUGGGAACUUAACCUGGCCCUUCACCUCUUCUGCACCCCCCUGAAACUGUCUCGUAAUGAAUUUCUGCUGUCCUCCUGGGAGUGGACGGCCAGGUCCCAUCCCCCGGGAGCAUCGCUUGGCUCAGCACCUUGGCUCCCCGUGGGGGCCCCGUGGAGAGCGCCCGUAGUGAUAAGCACACCGGCACGAACAUCAGGUCGAUUCCUCGAAGUCGGAGCCCUCACUCUGCCCUGUCCUGGGGCUGGCUGAGGGCGAACGCCCCACCUUACUUUCUAGAGCCCUGUCUGCCCUAGCUCUUAUUUGACCCUGUGUGUAAAUACGUACAUCUGUUUUUAAAGUGGAUGGACCCCUGAGAACUCAGUGAAAUGCAGAAUUCUCCAUGCACCUAAAGCUCCUUUGUCCCUCUCAUGGCUGUCAGACCCUGGUCCCUCCACACUGGGUGCUGGGGAGGGAGGACCCUCGGGGCUACCGCGUGGCCCCCCAUCCCACAGAUUAGGAGCCAAGGAGGGAGGACAGGGCAGCCUGUGGGACUCUAGGAUGCUUCAGAAGAAGCGAGGGCACUGUCAACCCCGUGUUUUAAAGGUGGUUGGAGACUGUUAACACUGGGCUCAUUGGCUUCUAGAGAUUUUAUUUUUACUGGUUGAUCUCUUGGUGGUUUUCAACUUCCUGCUGGAAACUAGAGGUGGGGCACCUCCCAGCCUCGCACUGUGUCCUUGGGGAGGGCCUGCCCCCAUCCUGGCCAGUGUCACUGUGGCCCGGCCACCCCUGAGCGCCCAGCUCCCUGUCUCCUGGACGUCCCUGAGCGCCCAGCUCCCUGUCUCCUGGACGUCCCUGAGCGCCCAGCUCCCUGUCUCCUGGACGUCCCUGAGCGCCCAGCUCCCUGUCUCCUGGACGUCCCUGAGAGUCCAGGAAGAGCAGAGGGCAGCGCUCGGCCGGUCAUGCUGGCUCCUUCGGCCUCGCAGCGAGCCCCUGGCCCACGCCGAGCGAGGGAUGCUUCUCCCUACAGCAUGUCCACUCCCCCGGCGUGGCCAGGUGGAGCCCCUGGGGCAAUGGCAGUGGUAGAAAGCUCAACUUGGUUGCGGUACCAUCAGCCCACCUGCCUUUGGCUUUCAACUUGCUUGUUCUAAGUCACACCCCCCUCAUCUUUUUAGCAAGGGAAAAAAACAAAAAUGGGUGUUAUCUCUAAUAUAUUGCAACCAGCGUUCUGAAUAGAGGUAGGUUGAGUUUUCUAGGGGAAAACAAAUGGAGAAAAGAGGCAUGAAGAAAAGUAAACCAAGAACGUAAUUAGGCAUCAGGCCUAAGUGUCCUGGGGAGAUUGGAGGGGACGGCAGCGUUCUGCGUGAAGGAGGCACUGCCGGGCCCCGGGUCUGUGAGGGCCGUGCUCUCGGGGCGUGUGCGGGACGCCACCUGUGCACACCUGCUCAGAGCACGGCUCCUCACAGGGGUGAAGGGGCAGACCAGCGAAACCAGAUGAGACCAACGAAACCAGGCGAGACACACUUGCAGACACUGUUGUUCUGGAAAUGUGCUUCCCUCCAUCUGAAAUCUCAUCCCUCCACCUGCCCACUCGGGCAGCUGUGCUGUGAGCAGGGCACGUGCUCCCCUGGCUGAGCACCCCAGAGAUUCUCCGGCACCUUCCUCAUGCCGCACGCUGCUCAUCCGUCUCCGUGUGUGUUUAGAUCCACGCCCUUCACUGACUCCCUAACACCUGCAAAAUCUUUAAGGAAAAAAGCUGAAGGGUGCGACCAUGCACAUAUGUGACCUGGAAAAUGCAAAUUUAGAUCUUUUAUGAUUUAAUUAAUAGUUAUUGUUUCCCACAGAAGUUCCCUCCCUUUGAAAUUAACAUGUAAUGUAUAAAUUUCUGCACUGAGUCAUGGCGGAGCUGGGCAGCCCUAGGUUAGAGUGGAGACGGAGGCCCGGGCACAGGGGUCACACCUCAUCUGGUUUCCUUCCCAUCUCACAGCUUAGCUUGCACUUCUCAACACCAAGCCUUUAAGAGCAAUAAAAACUACACCAUGAAUGUUUGGAUUUUUUUUUUUUUUUUUUUUUUGGAGGAGGGUGGAUUUUGCUUUUCAUCCAGAAGGAAAAGGGGAGGAGAGCUCCUUUACAUUUUUAAAUUAAAUUCAUAAUCCCAGAACAGUCUUUUUUCUUUUUCCUUUACACCCUACUUCUGAGCUUAAUUCAGUUGAUGUUAUGUCCAAAUUCAGGCUGAGUGCUCAAGCUGAAGCAACUCUGUAGCCCACAGUCCGUGCUGGCCGCUGUCGGGGUGAGGCACAUUCUAGGCCUGGCAUGCUGAUGCCCUCUGCACCCGGUCCUUGAGCCAGGCUGAGGACAGGAAGGGCGUUGCUGGCCUGUAGCUCCUGUUGCCCACCCAGAGCCAGGCACCCCACUGGAGGCUCCCAGCCGAGAGGACCCAGGCCCACCCACAGGCGUCUGGCAGGCCAAGCUCCCAGCCUGGGCCGUGGUCUCCUGGGGACGCCACUGGCCUCCCAGCUUAGGCCCAGGUGCCAGGUGUCAUGGGGUCUCCUGCCCAUCUUCCCAAGGAUGCCAUUGCUGUCUUCAUCAUCUUCCCCUGUGUGAGACACUGGUUGCCUGGUACUCGGCGACAGUGUACCAGACGCACACCCUAUGUGAGGUGCUUUAAGGUCCCUGUCCUCAGGAAGCACAGAGUCUGGUGGAAGAGAUGAGCACUGAACAAAUCACGAAAUAAAACAACCAUGUAAGCAGCACUUUCUUGUUAAAAAAAAAAAAAAGCACGUUCUGUCGAUCAAUUUUGAGUCUCUCUGCCUUGUCUGUCUGUCCCCUGACUCCCCUUUCGUGCACCGUGGCAUGAGAAUCUUUCCUCAGGCUUCUGGUUGAGGUGUUGCUGAGCAUUGACAUUGAUCUGAGGAAGGAAAAGCCGUGGUUGGACCCAGCUGUGUGUUUCAUUCACGUGCAGUUCAGUAGCUGUUGCCAGGCUGUCCGUGCCUGUUGUGACUACCGGUUGGGGUCAGAUUUGGGGUGAAGAAUAAGUAACCUUCUGCAUGCUUUGUCUCUACCUGAGACACUUAUACAACAAGCCAAGUAUAAUCUCUCCAGCCCUGCAGAUUUUCACCUGACUUGUUCAACCCCAUGCGUAGACUCCCGCUGCAGGCCUCUGGCCUGUGGCUCGCUGCAUGCAGCCCCUGGCGUGCAAUACUAGUGCCCCACGGCGUGAUGUGCUUCUAGCCCUUGCACUGCACCUAGGCUCAGGGUUCAAACGGCCAGCCCGAAACGCCUGCCUGCCUUCUUUCUGGAAACAGCACGUCCCCGGCCGUGUGCCUGCCCCUUUCUCUACUGAGCUAGUCCCCAAACCAAAGGCAAGCCCCCUCGGGCCUCGGGGGAUGGGGCCGGCCACACCCCUGACUCCGCCCUGGCUCUGCCCCAUACCCCUGCCGUGGGGCCGACCUGGGGGAUGCAGACAUCCGGCUCCGUAUUCCUGCCUAUCGGGGCCAGGAUGCAAAAAUAAUUUUGGCGUAAAAGAUGUCACACUGAUCUGCUCGAGUAGGGUGGACACAUGAAUUAAGUUUUAUCAUGAACACUCGCUGCUUGUUAAUUCAGGGAUAAUGGUGGCAUUCUUACAAACUGCUCGGGAAAUAGAAUGACAGGAACACUUUUAGGGAGCCCAGGAGGUUACCAGGGACAUUGGUGUCGUUGGCCCAGGCAGCAGCGUACGCUUUUCAAAGAUCAUUGAGUUGUCUUAGAAUUUGAAGCUGUGUAAUGACAAUGUCACCUGGAGUUCUUCUCCAUUUCUUAACUUUUUGUUGCACAAGUAUUUGGACAGAAGUCGAACUGUGAAUGAGAUACUGAAAUGCACUAAAUUGUAUUAAAUUAAACUGGAGUUACUUGAUACAAUGAAGAAAUGCAUCUGAUCUACUUGUAUUUAUUGUCUCAGAAUUGUACGUUGUGACAAUCAAAUGUUACUUGCCUAAAUGCCAGGAAAUUCAACUGGCCUCUUAAUCACCAAGAUCGCCAGCAAGUACUGUAACUAAAUGAAAAUCUCUCUCUCUGGAGAACCCACACAAACCAUUGACCUGAGUGCACAUGACAGCCACUGGCUUCUUUUUCUAUGAUUGAAAAUCCGCCAUCGCUGACUGUUGGCCAGUUUCAAAGGGACCCAUUGUAUACAGGGUGCAAAUGUAUUAUAUGGAUGUUUCCUUUUGUACACUUCAUUUUUACAAGUUUUGCUAUUCACAAGCUUUAUGUAGUGGAGGAUAGAGGUAUUUUUGGUCUUUAGAAACUUGUCGGGGUGAGGGCUGCUAACUUACACUUCAGAGGCCUGUGUCCCGGAGGCCUGGCUGCGUUUGCCGUGCUGCGCGAGGAGCUGUGUACACAGGCAGGCGUGCACCUGCCCAAGCGCGAGUAGCUCUUGUGUAGUGGUGAAAUGCUGCAGGCAUCUGUUUAUUAAAAUUGCUGCUGUGAAAGACAGGGAUAAAAGAUCCACAAUAUAAGAGAAAGUGAC
Messenger RNA from Symphalangus syndactylus (siamang), 6281 nucleotides. RefSeq names its product 1-acylglycerol-3-phosphate O-acyltransferase 3 (gene AGPAT3). Gene Ontology annotation, molecular function: 1-acylglycerol-3-phosphate O-acyltransferase activity. Gene Ontology annotation, cellular component: endoplasmic reticulum; endomembrane system. Lineage: Eukaryota; Metazoa; Chordata; Mammalia; Primates; Hylobatidae. The record is from RefSeq and is a predicted model, not a curated record.